AGAGAGAGAGAGAGAGAGAGAGAGAGAGAGAGAGGGAGAGGGGCUACAGGCUUUGAGAAUGGAGAAAGCAUGCUUUUAAAAAUCAGGGAUGGAAAGCUGGGAACAAGGGUCCACAUUUCUAUCUUACCACUUGGGAGGCAAAGGCAGGUGGAGUUCUGGAAAUUCAAGGCCAGCCUGGUCUACAUAUGAGUUUCAGGCUGUCAGUAAGUCCCUGGAGAGAGAGGUCGGAGGGGUAUGUAGCUAGGCAUGGUGGCACAGGGCUGUAAUCCUAGACUUGGGAGGUAGAGGCAGGAGGAUCAGGAGUCAUCCUUGGCUACAUAGUAAAUUUGAGGACAACCUGGCCUACAGGAGACCCUGUUACAGAGGGGAGCAAAGAACUAAGGACGUGUUUCCCAGAAAAAGGAACACAGCCAUAAUGCAAAUGAGCAGAAAAGGCAAUUUCCUUCCUCUUUUCCAAUCUUAGUUCCUAGCCCCUAGCAAAACCUCUUCAAUGUCUUAACGUUACAGAUUUUUACCAGCUUGGAGGUGACAUGUGGCACCUAACAACCCUGCUCCUUUGGGUUCCAGUUGGUGGACAAGUAGCCAAUGCCACAAAGGCUGUGAUCACCUUGCAGCCUCCAUGGGUCAGUAUUUUCCAGAAGGAAAAUGUCACUUUAUGGUGUGAGGGGCUCCACCUGCCUGGAGAGUCCACACAGUGGUUUAUCAACAGCACACUCAUUCAGAUCUCCACGCCUAGAUACAUUAUCACUAAGGCCACUUUCAAGGACGGUGGUGAAUACACGCGCCAGACUGGUCUCUUAAUGCCAAGCGACCCUGUACAGUUGAAAAUCCACAGAAGUUGGCUGCUACUCCAGGCCUCCCGCAGAGUCCUCACAGAAGGAGAACCUCUGACCUUGAGGUGUCAUGGCUGGGAGAACAAGCUGGUGUACAAUGUGAUUUUCUAUCGAAAUGGAAAAUCCUUUCACUUUUCUCGAGAUUCUGAGGUCACCAUUCUGAAAAGCAACACGAGUCACAAUGGCAUCUAUCACUGCUCAGGCAUGGGAAGAAACCAACGCUACACAUCUGCUGGAGUGUCUGUCACCGUGAAAGAGCUAUUUGCCGCUCCCGUGCUGAGAACGACCUUGUCGUCUCCCGUCCUGGAGGGGAGUCUGGUCACCCUGAGCUGUGAGACAAAAUUGCUCCUACAGAGCCCUGGCUUGCAGCUCUUCUUCUCUUUCUAUGUGGGCAGCAAGAUCCUGGAGGAGAGGAAUACAUCCUCAGAGUACCACAUACCAAGUGCUGGAAGAGAAGAUUCUGGGUUACACUGGUGUGAGGUAGUCACAGCGGAUGGCAGUGUCCUUAAGCGCAGCCCUGAGCUGGAGCUUCGACUACUUGGUCCCCAGUCAUCAGGCCCUGUCUGGUUUCACAUCCUUUUCUAUCUGUCAACGGGAGUAAUACUUUUGGUGGACACAGUUCUCUGUGUAAAAAUACAUAAAAAAUUGCAAAGAAAGAAAAACUACAAUUUAGAAGUCCUUUCGAAUCAGGGGAAGAAAGAAACUUCCUCUCAGCAAGUUAGAAGCGAUGACGUGUCUGAAGAAGAAAGAGACUUUGCAAGACAGACUACAGCCAAAGAGCCGCCGUGCAGCUCAGUGAGCGGCUGUAGACCUGGGCAGCCUUGACACCUUCCUCUCUGUGGCAGCGUGGGGGCACAAACUUCCACAAGUUGACUGACACGGAAAAUGGG
Messenger RNA from Peromyscus californicus insignis, 1723 nucleotides. It is a transcript of the gene Fcgr1a, whose product is annotated as Fc gamma receptor Ia. Gene Ontology annotation, molecular function: transmembrane signaling receptor activity. Gene Ontology annotation, biological process: regulation of immune response; cell surface receptor signaling pathway. NCBI's taxonomy places the organism in Eukaryota, Metazoa, Chordata, Mammalia, Rodentia, Cricetidae. The record is from RefSeq and is a predicted model, not a curated record.